AUGGCCAGUCGUGACCGUGGUUCCAGUGCUGGAUUUGAUCGGCAUAUCACGAUAUUCUCUCCUGAAGGAAGAUUAUAUCAAGUCGAAUAUGCUUUCAAGGCUAUCAAUCAAAGUGGCUUAACUUCUAUUGGUGUCCGUGGUACAGAUUCUGCAGUAGUCGUAUCACAGAAGAAGAUACCGGACAAGUUAUUAGACCCUUUGACGGUUACUAAUUUAUUUCGAUUAACAGACAAUAUUGGAUGUGCUAUGACUGGUAUGACAGCCGAUAGUAGGUCACAAGUACAACGUGCUCGAUAUGAAGCUGCAAACUGGAAGUAUAAAUACGGUUAUGAGAUACCUGUUGACAUGUUAUGUAAACGUCUAUCUGAUAUUUCGCAAGUAUAUACACAGAAUGCUGAAAUGAGACCACUCGGAUGUGGCAUGAUUCUAAUUAGCUAUGAUGACGAAAGAGGACCACAACUCUAUAAGACUGACCCUUCAGGCUACUAUUGUGGUUAUCGGGCUUGUAGCGCUGGAGUUAAGCAGACAGAGGCUAACAAUUUUUUAGAAAAGAGACUUAAAAAGAAUGCUAUCACUGACGAAGAUGAUACUAUUCAAACUGCAAUUGCUGCCUUAUCAUCCGUGUUAUCUGCCGACUUUAAGCCUAGUGAUCUUGAUGUAGGAAUUGUGAGAAAUGACGGCAAAGGAUUUAGGAUCUUAAAUGAAAAUGAAAUUGAUAACCAUUUAACCGCAUUAGCAGAAAAAGAUUAA
Trichoplax adhaerens is the source of this 750-nucleotide messenger RNA. RefSeq lists its product as uncharacterized. NCBI's taxonomy places the organism in Eukaryota, Metazoa, Placozoa, Uniplacotomia, Trichoplacea, Trichoplacidae. Gene Ontology annotation, biological process: ubiquitin-dependent protein catabolic process. Bases 1 to 750 code for a protein of 249 amino acids. Gene Ontology annotation, cellular component: nucleus; proteasome core complex; cytosol. The transcript is spliced from 7 exons. The record is from RefSeq and is a predicted model, not a curated record.